This is a messenger RNA of Lineus longissimus, 2854 nucleotides long. RefSeq names its product SANT and BTB domain regulator of class switch recombination-like. The coding region runs from base 96 to 2243 and encodes 715 amino acids. The transcript has 21 exons. NCBI's taxonomy places the organism in Eukaryota, Metazoa, Nemertea, Pilidiophora, Heteronemertea, Lineidae. The record is from RefSeq and is a predicted model, not a curated record.
GUGAAAAUAAAAAAAUGUAAACAAAUUCUGCGAAAAAUGGUUUCCAAGCCUUUUUGAUCGCCUUAUUUUGUCUGAAGGGUGAUUUAUAAACUAAGAUGAGUCGUGUUAAUACUAAGAUUAAGAAUGAUGGCUGUCAUCAAAGUAUGGCAUUGGACCUUAUUCUACGCACAUUUAUUAAUUCUAAAGAAUUCAAUGAGAUGCCUCAGAAAAACUGGGAAGCAGUUUCCAGGCUUAUUCCUGGGACAACGCCAAGACAGAUUGCCAGAAGAUAUGAGGAACUUCAACAACAACAGCCUCUUGCACCCCUGGCCAAUGAUAUCAACUCUCUGUUUGGGAAGAAUAUAUCAUACGGAGGAGGAAAUGUGUCCUUUAUGGCAUCAAAACUUUCUCGACCUGAUUCAGAAACUUCAAGUCAAGAGAAGACAGAACAGAAGUCACAUUCAAGACCAACUUCGGCUAAAGUAAAAACUUCUUCCUCAGGUUCAGUUUCUAGAUCUGAUAAAGAAAGUUCAUCUAAGUCCAGGAAUUCAGGAAGUUCUCUCAGUGAUGCAGGGCCAAUGAUGGUGAUCCAUGUAUGUGAUGAAGCAAAAAAUGGUUCAGAAAUCGCAGUAAAGCAAGAUUUCCAAUGUCCACGAGACCUGCUCAUCACAGAAAUGAAAUACUUUGCCGACUACCUUUCAACCGAUGCUCAUCGAUGGGAAGAGGUCGAUAUUUCUGUCCAUUGUGAUGUGCAGAUCUUUGAUUGGUUAAUGAAAUAUGUCAAGAGGAAAAUCAAGGAUAUGCCUGAGCCCACAAAACUAGAACCUAACAAUGUCAUAUCGAUCCUGAUCUCAUCAGACUUCCUCAAGAUGGACUCUUUGGUACAGAAGUGUAUUGAGUAUUGUCAUGGGCACAUGAAUGCUAUUCUUGCCACUCCAUGCAACAUGAACUGCAUCAAUGAUAAACUGGUCACUAGAAUUGCUGACUUGUUCAAUCACAAUGAACUUGAUGACAUCAAGGACAGGAAAGACAAAUUCAAGAGUAAACUGUUUUGUAAGAAGGUGGAGAAGUUGUUCGAGUCGGAGAAUUCAACACUUUGCUCACCUGAGAAUGCCUCCACUCUCUUUAGGUGUGGCGUAUGCAAGAAACUCCUGACAAAAAAUCUUCAAAGCAAAGUCAAGUGUGCCCAAAGCAGGAUGACCAUUGACCAGAAGGGUCAACUUCAAUACAGCCACCAGCGAGACCAGAAUUGGGACGUGAAUGAAUUCAUUCUAGAUUUAAAGAAUGAAUUGAAGACAUGGCGAGAGGUCUACUGGAGGAUCUGGGGUGCUGUCAACUACUUACAGUGCUCGAGGUGCAAGGAGACGUUCCCUUGUAGUUACCUGGGGGGCUGCAAGAUGCACUUGGAACAGCCUGUAUUUGUGGAUACAGAUUCUUGUGGUGGACUGAUUGGGACCUUCCCCUGCUGUAAACAGAAGUCACUCAGAUUUGACCCGAAGCAGCCCAAUACUGGUUGCCGUUCUAGGGAUCAUGUUGUCAGUAUACCAUCACAUGCUGGAGUCGAUGGGGCAACACAGGCAAAAAGUCGCGUCUAUGAUGAUCUACUUGCUCACAAGGAUGCCAUCUGUAUGCCUCCUGUGGAAACUGAGGAACCUGAUGAUAAUGAAGUGAAUGUGUUUAUCUAUGAAGAGCAUGCGUGUGGUUUGAAGAAUGACAGCAGUUCCUCGUCGAAGAGUAAGAUAGACCAGAAGGUGCCACAGCCUGAUGAGGAGAAGAAAGAGACCCCUCAACCACGCCUUGAGCCACUCAUGUAUGAACGUCAGAUUGCAUUUGACGAUGACAUAGGUUUCGGUGAGAGUGAAGACGAACUCGGUGAUGAUGAGAUUGGUAAAGGAAAACGACCGAAGCUAACAAGGAAGUCCAAAUUUACUGUUGACCCUCAGGCGAUCUUGAUGGAUGCCCCCGACUUCAGCAUAGAGAAGAAUAGGAAAUGGGCUUCUGACAAGUCCAUGAGGUGGAAUCAGGAUGCACAGAGAGAGGAUGAUCGAAGACGGAUGAACGAGAUUGUGAGCUAUCUUACUAAAUUGCGUCUGAAUGCGGAGAAGAGAGAGAAAAUCAAACAUAAAGAGUAUGCUGGAGGAAUCUUUUCCAAGCUGGACGCCCAGUGGAAAAUGUCUAAUCUCGUUCCAGCCAGUAAAGGCUCCAGCAUGGCUCAACUCAGAGCAAAGCCAAGACCUGGUCAGAUUCGUGCUUCCAUAACAUAGAAGGAAUUUUUUUGACGCAUCUUAAAUCCGUCCAGAGUAUGUGAAUCAACCCAAUCUGUUCAUGCUGCAUGUAUGAGUUAUUGAGUUUGUUUAGUGGACUAUACAUCUACCAUUUUGUAUCAUUGUUGCCCCUUUUUAAAAAAAUCAUUUUAUGGGAUCUGGGAGUACACUUGUUUUAGUUAAUCUUAAGAUUAUGGGGUUUUCACUAGUGUGCUUGUUGAAACCGGUCAGUUAGCUUGGGGCAGUCAAACUCAGGGGACUAAAGUUAUCAACCUGAUAAUUUGUCAUAAAACUUUCAGUAUAACUGCUGAAAGAUUGGUCCAAUUAUCUGUUUCAUUAUUUGAAAUUUUAAAGAACAUUGAAGACUUGUGAGUGUUAAAUUUUGAGUAUUAUUUCAUCACCCUUUUGAAUUUUAAAAGCAUAUUCCUGACCUCAGGGAGGCAAUGUUUGUCCUCAUUAUUAAAUAUAGACGGAAUAUAUAUAUUAUCUUUAUUGAUUUUAUUUAUUAUUUCAUAAGUUAUUCAGCACUUAUAAAUGAUCGAUCCUCACUUAUGCACUUUACACAAAAUGUGAUGAAAUGUGAUGUAACGUGUUUAACCAAUAAACUGAAG